AGAACGUGGUCUGCCUGCUUGAUCAAGUCGGCAUCCAGGACUUAGUGUCUUUCCUCUUCGAAAACUGGAGGCGGAAUGCUGUAACCGGAGCAGAAAGCUACGAAGAGCGUAGAUUGCUACCAGUGUUUGCUUUUGCUAAUUGGCUCCUCAGCGUCCUUGAAAACGCAAAAUCGCUCAGCGUAGGAAAUGCGGUCGGCAAUACUGCGUCGUACCUUCGAAUAGAGCGACAAUUGUCAAAGAGACUAACAGAAAUUGUUAGCCUUCUCAUUCGGGGCAUCCAUUCCUGCCUCACUGAUCGUCUGCGGUCGAGCGAUCUGUCUGGACAAUCAACUCCGCGGCAACAACGUCUGUAUCCCCUGCUUACCGCUCCCGAGGACGAAAAGGUCCUGCUAGCCCAGUACGAUCACCUCUGUCUGCGCAGUGCUGAACUGAUGCUCUUCAGUGGCAGUGGAACCCAGUCGGAGGUCGAAGGCCCCUGCCGGCUAGUUUGUUGGCGUCGCCUUUCCACACUCAUCCCCUUCCAGCUGUGCUCUUCGCGGUCAAAACUGCGGCUCUACCAGCUCCUCCUGUCUUCAGUCUGCGCCAAGGCCGGUGACCUGGAGGCGGACUACUUGACGGAGCAGUAUCUUGAUCGAUCUGACGGC
Molecule: messenger RNA, 644 nt
Organism: Dibothriocephalus latus
Lineage: Eukaryota; Metazoa; Platyhelminthes; Cestoda; Diphyllobothriidea; Diphyllobothriidae
Source: the annotation of a GenBank genome assembly